GCCAGUGGGGAAGGCCAGUCCCGCCCGCUCUCCAGCUCCAAGAUCCUGUGUGGAGCCACAGCCGCGGUCGCAGUGUCCGCCGCCUCCAUCGUCGUCGGGGGAGGGGCCGGUCGGACCCGGGGGUCACUGCCGAGGAAUGAGGAGAGGCGGCCGGGCCCCGCGCUCCGCCCCGGCCUAGGGCCUGGCCCCGGGAGUCGCGAGGGUGGAGGCUAAAUUUUGAUCUAUGUCCUGCCUGCAUCCGGCUGCUUGAAAGUACUUGAUGAUCACAUGACCCUGGACAUGGAUGCUCUCCUGUCGGAUUUUGUCCGUUCCACAGGAGCAGAGCCAGGGUUGGCCCGAGAUCUCCUGGAAGGAAAGAACUGGGACGUGAGUGCCGCUCUCAGUGACUUCGAACAGCUGCGACAAGUCCAUGCCGGGAACCUGCUCCCACCCUUUAGCGAAGGGAGUAGUGGCUCCAGGAGCCCUGAAAAAGGGUGUCCUGAUAGAGAAGCUGCUCGGCCUCCCCGGCCCGUGCUCCAGCGGCAGGAUGACAUCAUUCAAGAAAAACGCCUGUCUAGGGGCAUCUCCCACGCCAGUUCCAGCAUUGUUUCCCUGGCCCGGUCCCAUGUCUCCUCCAAUGGUGGGGGUGGGGGGAGCAGUGAGCACCCCCUGGAAAUGCCCAUCUGUGCCUUCCAGCUUCCAGAUCUCACUGUGUAUAAUGAAGACUUCCGCAGCUUCAUAGAGAGAGACCUCAUUGAGCAGUCCAUGCUGGUGGCCUUGGAACAGGCAGGGCGUUUGAACUGGUGGGUGAGUGUGGACCCCACCUGUCAGAGGCUGCUUCCUUUGGCAACUACUGGAGAUGGGAACUGUCUCCUGCACGCGGCCUCUCUUGGCAUGUGGGGUUUCCACGAUCGGGACUUGAUGCUCCGGAAAGCUUUGUAUGCGCUGAUGGAGAAGGGGAUAGAGAAGGAAGCACUGAAAAGACGCUGGAGAUGGCAGCAAACUCAGCAGAACAAAGAGUCAGGACUGGUAUACACAGAGGAUGAAUGGCAAAAGGAAUGGAAUGAACUGAUCAAACUUGCCUCAAGUGAACCCCGAAUGCAUCUAGGUACCAAUGGAGCCAACUGUGGUGGGGCGGAGAGUUCAGAGGAGCCAGUAUAUGAGAGCCUAGAAGAGUUCCACGUCUUUGUCCUCGCUCAUGUGUUAAGGAGACCCAUAGUCGUCGUGGCAGACACCAUGCUGAGGGACUCUGGAGGGGAAGCAUUUGCUCCCAUCCCCUUUGGAGGAAUCUAUCUGCCCUUGGAAGUCCCAGCCAGCCAGUGUCACCGCUCUCCUCUGGUGCUCGCCUAUGAUCAGGCCCACUUCUCUGCACUUGUGUCCAUGGAACAGAAGGAGAAUGCCAAGGAACAAGCUGUGAUCCCACUUAUGGACUCAGAGCACAAGCUGCUGCCCUUGCACUUUGCUGUGGACCCUGGAAAAGGCUGGGAGUGGGGCAAAGAUGAAAGUGACAAUGCCCGACCGGCCAGUGUGAGUCUGUCACUAGAGGUCAAACUGCACCUGUUGCAUAGCUACAUGAAUGUGAAGUGGAUCCCCCUAUCCUCCGACUCACAGGCACCUCUGGCCCAGCCUGAGUCCCCCACGGCCUCAGCUGGAGAUGAACCUCGCUCUACUCCCGAGUCUGGCGAGUCAGACAAGGAGUCUGUUGGCAGCAGUUCUACCAGCAACGAGGGCAGCCGGCGGAAGGACAAGGCAAAACGGGAUCGGGAGAAGGACAAGAAGCGAGCAGAUUCUGUGGCGAACAAGCUGGGCAGCUUUGGCAAAACUUUGGGCAGCAAGCUCAAGAAGAACAUGGGAGGCCUGAUGCACAGCAAGGGUUCUAAGCCUGCAGGGGUGGCAGCAGGGCCAGGGGUGAGCAGUGGCACUGAGACACUGGAGAAGAAGAAGAAAAGCUCACUGAAGAGCUGGAAGGGCGGCAAAGAGGAGGCGGCAGGGGAUGGGCCCGUGGCAGAGAAGCCCACGUCCGAGUCUGCUGGGAAUGGGGGCAGCAAGUACAGCCAGGAGGUGAUGCAAAGCCUGAGCAUCAUGAGGAUCGCGAUGCAAGGGGAGGGGAAGUUCAUCUUUGCCGGAACCCUGAAGAUGGGUCACCGUCACCAGUACCAGGAGGAGAUGAUACAGCGCUACCUUGCCGAUGCUGAGGAGAGGUUCCUGGCAGAGCAGAAACAGAAGGAAGCAGAGAGGAAGAUCAUGAAUGGAGGGGUCGUGAGUGGGCCUCCUCCAGCCAAAAAGCCCGAGCCAGAAGGUGGGGAGGAGCAGCUGCCUGCCCCUCCUGCAGAGCCCAAGGCAGUGGCAUUCUCUACUGGCUCCCCAGGGGGCUUCACCAUCCCCAGGCCUUCUGGGGGUGGAGUCCACUGCCAGGAGCCCCGGAGGCAGCUGGCAGGGGGCCCAUGUGGGGGUAGCCUGCCACCAUAUGCCACCUUCCCCAGACAGUGCCCUGCAGGGCGGCCCUAUCCACACCAGGACAUCAUCCCUUCUCUGGAACCAGGCAGUCACUCCAAGGAUGCAGUUCACAGGGGUGCAUUGUUACCACCUGCCUACCGCGUGGCUGAUUCCUAUAGCAAUGGUUACAGGGAGCCCCCGGAGCCAGAUGGAUGGGCCACAGGUCCCCAGGGACUCCCCCCAACCCAGACCAAAUGCAAACAGCCGAACUGCAGCUUCUACGGACACCCUGAGACAAACAACUUCUGCUCCUGCUGUUACAGGGAAGAACUGAGGAGGAGGGAACGGGAGCCACCUGGGGAGCUGCUGGUGCACAGGUUCUGAGUGGGCAGGACCCUGGAGAGCGAGGGGGCUAAACAAAGAAAGUUAAACUCAAUUAACUGGCUCAUCUAGACCUAGCCUCCGUAUUGAAGUGGGCAAACGCAGUAACUUCUUGGGAGCCUGGUCAGAAACCUUUAAGUGUGUGGUACACAUUGGAGUGGUGCCACGUUAGCAAGCGCAGGUCAGGGCUAGCCACUGCCUCAAGGGCUGGACUGUUCCCUGACAGAGUACCUGGGGGAACUUGAUGGAACCUGGGGGUCUCAUGGAGAGAAAGAUGGUGCUUCUGUCUGGUAAACAACUGAGUACCACCUCAUGACCUAAGGGAAAGUAGUAGGGGAAGGUUUGGUGUGCUGGGGUGGGAGGUGGGCAGGAGCCUGGGAGAGGAACAGGGAAAGGAAGUCCUCAGUAAGUAAAACAAAAAACAGACCAAAGUUCUUCUAGGUUGGAACAAAAGCACAUGGUGGCGGAGCUGGGAGUGUGGAGGGAAACUGAGGAAAGGCACAAAUUUACUGUUGAUUUGAAUUAAGGUAGAGAUUGAGGGUUGGAUAAAUUUCUUCCUCCCAAAAGAUCUGGAAAGAUAAGGAAGAGGGAUAGUUUCAACCCCAGCUUCGUGAGAUGGCAAAGGGAGCAACUUAGACGGGGCAUCCUUUUCCUCUUCAGUUUUACUUUCUUCUAAACAAUUCUGUCAUCUUGUGUAGUUUGAGAGGUAGUUGCUGGCUGCCCCCUGUUUGCCUUUUAUGUUAUGAGGGCUGAGCUCAGCUAAGUUAGGAAAGUUUGAUUUUCCUUUUUUAAGAAAGACUUUAAUUUUAUUUAAAAAAAAAAAAAUCCCUCUGAGAACAGAACAAGUGAGAACAGAGUAGCUGUGUGUGUUGCAUUUUUGCCGGGUGAAUCACUCAGAGGUGAUCUUUUUUACUACUUAACAAUAACCAUAUGCGAGGGUCAGCUACGCCUUGGGAGGGGUUACAGGAAGGACACACAUUUGGCCAGACUGUUUCAAACAAAACCAAAAACCUAAGCAGAGCACUUCCAUCUGUUGCUGCUGUGUUUCUGUAGGAAGCAAUUUACAUUAUUGACUUUUUGUUUUAAAGGAAAAGACCCAACGAUCAAAAAC
Messenger RNA from Ochotona curzoniae (black-lipped pika), 3907 nucleotides. RefSeq names its product OTU deubiquitinase 7B (gene OTUD7B). Gene Ontology annotation, cellular component: nucleus; cytoplasm. Bases 268 to 2799 code for a protein of 843 amino acids. The transcript has 12 exons. Gene Ontology annotation, molecular function: DNA binding; zinc ion binding; cysteine-type deubiquitinase activity. NCBI's taxonomy places the organism in Eukaryota, Metazoa, Chordata, Mammalia, Lagomorpha, Ochotonidae. The record is from RefSeq and is a predicted model, not a curated record. Gene Ontology annotation, biological process: protein K11-linked deubiquitination; protein K48-linked deubiquitination; protein deubiquitination involved in ubiquitin-dependent protein catabolic process.